Molecule: messenger RNA, 1677 nt
Organism: Penicillium diatomitis
Lineage: Eukaryota; Fungi; Ascomycota; Eurotiomycetes; Eurotiales; Aspergillaceae
Product: putative MFS quinate transporter
Exons: 5
Coding region: 1-1677 (558 amino acids)
Biological process (GO): transmembrane transport; carbohydrate transport
Cellular component (GO): membrane
Molecular function (GO): carbohydrate:proton symporter activity
Source: RefSeq, a predicted model, not a curated record
AUGGCAGGCGGAGCCAAGAAGCCAGUCAACAUUUUCCGGUUGAAGAACCUCGGGGAACCCAAAGAGGUCUUCAACUGGCGACUAUGGUUCGCCGUCGUGUCCUUUGGACUGAUGGGUGCGGCUCGAGGUAUCGAUGAGGGUCUCAUCUCAGGCGCCUUCAAUUCCAAGGACUUCCAGCGUUAUAUCCACUACAGUUCUUAUUCCAAGGUGGAGCAGACCAAUAUCAAAGCCAAUGUCUCUGCCAUGGUCCAGAUUGGCUCUGUGGGCGGUGCUCUCUUUGCGUUCUUGGUGUGUGAUCGUAUCGGUCGUAUUUGGGCAACUCGGCAGCUAUGCGUCAUCUGGAUGAUCGGAAUUGCCAUCUUCAUGGCGAACAACGGACACCUUGGCGCAAUUUAUGCGGGUCGUUUCAUUGCCGGUCUCGGUGUCGGACAGACAGUGGUUGUGGCUCCAGUAUAUCUUGCAGAGAUUGCUCCGGCGGCGAUCCGUGGUCUUUGCACCUGUGUCUUUACCGGAUUUGUGUAUCUUGGAAUUGUGCUGGCUUACUUUACAAACUAUGGUUGCCAACUUAACAUGGGCGAUUACACUCAUAAGCGAUGGGAAGUCCCCACCAGUCUACACAUCAUCUUCGCUGGCUUGAUCUUCUGUCUGUCUUUCUUCCAAUACGAAUCCCCUCGCUACUUGAUCAAGUGUGGCAAGGUCGAAGAGGCCAUUUUCAAUCUCUCCCGCAUCCGUCAUCUACCGCCUGAUCACGAGUACCUCGUCCGCGAGAUUACCGCGAUUCAGACGUCCCACGAGAUUGAAAUGGAAGCCACACGCGGCACUGGGUUUAUGGGCAUGCUCAAGGAGACCUUCCUGAUUCCCUCCAACUUCUACCGUGUCUACCUUGCUCUGAUGGCACAGAUUCUGUCGCAAUGGUCUGGUGCCGGUUCAAUUACCCUCUAUGCGCCUGAUCUGUUCAAGUUGCUGGGUGUCGCUGGCAGCAACGAGACCUUGCUUGUGACGGCUAUCUUUGGUAUCAUCAAGCUCGUCGCCGCCAUUGCUUGCGCAUUGUUCUUGGUCGAUGUCAUCGGUCGCAAGCGCGCCCUCUUGAUCGGAAUCGCGCUGCAAGCCAUCGCAAUGGUCUACAUUGCCGGAUUCCUGACCGCGGUCCCCGAAAUGGGCGUGGUCAAGAACUUCAAACUUCCCGCCAGCAAGAAGGGCGCCAGUGAGGGGGCCAUUGCCAUGAUCUACAUUUCAGGAUUCGGCUGGGCUCUAGGCUGGAACUCGAUGCAGUAUCUGCUCACGGCCGAACUGUUCCCGCUGCGUAUCCGUGCGCUCUGUACCUCGCUAGCCAUGACGCUGCACUUUGCCAACCAGUACGGGAAUUCGCGUGCCGUGCCCAACAUGCUGCUCCCCGUCGCGGAGGGAGGUAUCAGUCCCAAGGGGACCUUCUGGUGCUUUGCGGUCAUUACUAUCAUCGGCGGUCUCUGGGUGUGGUUCAGUAUUCCCGAGACAGCGGGUCGGUCCCUCGAGAGCAUGGAUCGCCUCUUCGAGCUGCCUUGGUACAAGAUCGGUCGGUACGGUAACCAGGAUGCGGAGGAGCGGGAUAAAGUGAUUGAUGAGAAGAUGGAGGCUAUGACUGGUCAACAUGGGACUGCGCAGCAUGUGGAGCGAAGUGAUAUUUCGACAAAGGUUUAG